GAAGCAGUGAACCUUCACACAGUCUCUCCGCUCCACCGGUUCCAGGCUGCCCGGUGCGUCCCGUUGCGCACAGCUCAGCACAGUUUCCAAUACUGCACACUUCACAAACAGCGCUCCGGAUUUCUCAAAAAAAAAAAAAAAAAAAAAAAGAAACACCCCAGGACGGCUGGUGGGAAAGAUUUCAACAACUUCACGAGUCAGUAUGUUUCGUGUGUGGAUGAGAGAGGGUCGGUGACAGGAAGACUCUGGGGAGUUCCGGUACAGCGAGUCAGUGGAUCGUUUUGAGAGCGACAGGAUGGGAUCGCAGAGCGGGGCAGCUCCAAACAAACAGACGCUCCUGUGGUUCAUCGUAGUGUCUCAGUGUGCGUCGGCACUAGGAUGUGCCCCCCACUAUGAAUUUGCCAUUGAAGAGUUUUGCCUGGCCAAAUUCAGACUGGACAUGCAAGAGCUGGACCAGGGAAAGUGGUGUAGCUGGGAGGACACAGUCGAGCUAUAUGGCGAGCUGACCAAUUGCACGUUCCUGGUGGCACGGAAGAUGGAGUGCUUCUGGCCUAACAGGCUGGUGGACGAGUUCUUUAUCCAAGUCCACAAGCAGUACUUUCACAACUGCUUGCUGUCUGGACGGCUUCUCAAGGACCCACCCAAUCACAUCCUGGGUCCCUUCAUUGUAGUGCCCAUCCUGGUCACCCUGCUCAUGACGGCCCUGGUAGUAUGGAGGAGCAAACGCAGCGAGGGGAUUGUGUAGUAAAGGAAAGGAGCUGGACAGGGUCACAAAACUCAAGACAAGAGGUAAUUUUUGUCCCUAAGGUUGCGUCAUAUUAGCCUUAAGUGACCAAAGGAUCUUUUUUUCUGAGAGUUGGUGUUUGGGGAAAAUGGUUUCAGCUGGACCAGAAAGACUUAAUUAUGGAUCUGGAAGAGGAGCUGAACAAGAUAAAGGUAAAACCAGACCCUAUUUCAAUGAUGUCGAAUGCCCUGACACCAAUAUGAAGCCUUUGCAGCUUCCAUCUAUUGUUACACCAACAGUCGGGUAUGGAUUGAAAUCAUUUUGUGGGGAUGAUGGAGCAAAGGGAACCUGCAUCUGUGUGCACCUGCAUCUGAUGUGGACCUGCAUAGUGACUGUUGGAAAAAUAUUGUAAAUAUUUUUAAAAAUUAACAUUGAAAUAAACUGCUUCAGAUCAUUUUGGAAUAGAUAAUGAUGUUACAACUCAUACAAGAAUUCAACAACUAUUUUUUGGAGACCAUUAAAAUAACUGUCACCUAUCACAGCAACACAGGAAUCAAAGCAGUGCUGAACUUUUCCAGGAGACCUGAUUCAAACAAUGGCUAGGCUACAAAAGGGCAGUUACUCCGACCUCUGUUAGGGAACCCAGGUAUAUCAGAUUUUAUGUAUAUAUACGUACAUAUACUGUAAAUAUGCACAGUAUGUACAACAUCCAUUUAUCUGUUAGUGGAUGGUCAGAAUGUUUCCGUGACACAAGAAGACAAGUACCCUAAAUUAAUAUCACUCAGAGCCUGUCUACACCUGGUCUCGGGUGAUACAAGGACAAGUGCAGCACUAACUGUAAGUGUAAACAACCACUAGCAUGCACUGUGAUCUGUUGACUUAAAACCACUUGUGGAGGUGGUCUGGGGCGCAUCUGACUAAACAUCUUCUGUUGUGUAAAGGCUACUGCAUUGUAAUGUGUUCCUGACAAGGACAACAUCAUCAGUGCAGGAUUUGUAUGUGGG
Plectropomus leopardus (leopard coralgrouper) is the source of this 1728-nucleotide messenger RNA. RefSeq names its product receptor activity modifying protein 1 (gene ramp1). Gene Ontology annotation, molecular function: coreceptor activity. NCBI's taxonomy places the organism in Eukaryota, Metazoa, Chordata, Actinopteri, Perciformes, Serranidae. The record is from RefSeq and is a predicted model, not a curated record. Gene Ontology annotation, cellular component: cell surface; signaling receptor complex; membrane. Gene Ontology annotation, biological process: calcium ion transport; G protein-coupled receptor signaling pathway; intracellular protein transport.